This is a messenger RNA of Indicator indicator, 1575 nucleotides long. RefSeq names its product TraB domain containing 2B (gene TRABD2B). The record is from RefSeq and is a predicted model, not a curated record. Lineage: Eukaryota; Metazoa; Chordata; Aves; Piciformes; Indicatoridae. Gene Ontology annotation, molecular function: metalloendopeptidase activity; Wnt-protein binding. The transcript has 7 exons. Gene Ontology annotation, biological process: negative regulation of Wnt signaling pathway. Gene Ontology annotation, cellular component: organelle membrane. Bases 1 to 1575 code for a protein of 524 amino acids.
AUGCAACUCAACCUGACGCUGAUCUGCUUCGUCUUCGGGGGGUUCCUGCCCGACGCCGCGGCCCGCCGGGAGCAAAUGGACACGGGGCAGUGCGACCUGCCCCGCUCGCAAGGAGAGCUCAACUCCUUCCUCUGGACCAUCCGUCGUGACCCCCCAGCCUAUCUCUUUGGCACCAUCCACGUGCCCUACACACGAGUGUGGGAUUUCAUCCCUGACAACUCCAAGGCCGCCUUCCACGCCAGCUCCAGCGUCUACUUUGAGCUGGACCUCACUGACCCCUAUACCAUCUCAGGGCUGGCCAGCUGCCAGAUGCUGCCCCACGGGGAGAACCUGCAGGAUGUGCUGCCCCGGGAGCUGUAUCGCCGCCUCAAACGCCACCUGGACUACAUCAAGCUGAUGCUGCCCCACUGGAUGACCCCAGACCAGCGGGGCAAAGGGCUCUAUGCUGACUACCUCUUCAAUGCCAUUGCUGGCAAUUGGGAGCGCAAGAGGCCUGUCUGGGUGAUGCUCAUGGUGAACUCCUUGACGGAAACAGACAUCCGCUCCAGAGGUGUGCCGGUGCUUGAUCUCUACCUUGCCCAGGAGGCCGAGAGAAUGAAGAAGAGGACGGGUGCGGUGGAGAGGGUGGAGGAGCAGUGUCACCCGCUGAACGGGCUCAACUUCUCCCAGGUGCUGUUUGCUCUAAAUCAAACUCUGCUCCAACAUGAAAGCCUCCGAGCAGGUAGUUUGCAGGCCCCAUAUACCACUGAAGAUCUCAUCAAGCAUUACAACUGUGGAGACCUGAAUGCUGUCAUAUUCAACCAUGACACUUCUCAGGUCCCUAAUUUCAUCAACACAACACUUCCACCCCACGAGCAGGUAACAGCUCAGGAGAUAGACAGCUACUUCAGACAGGAGCUCAUCUACAAGAGGAAUGAGAGGAUGGGGAAAAGAGUGAUGGCACUUUUAAGGGAGAACACAGACAAGAGCUUCUUCUUUGCCUUUGGAGCAGGUCACUUCCUGGGUAACAACACUGUGAUUGAUGUACUGAGACAAGCAGGAUUUGAAGUGGAGCACACCCCUCCUGGACAACCAAUUGGAAAUUCAAGGACGACAAAGACAAGCCCAGCCUUAGAAGGGUCCUCAGCAACAGCCCUGCCAGUUGUGCAGCUUUCUGAGCAAGUCCCACUGACAUCACCUUCCCUGAAGCCCCUGCAGGUGGAUGAAGAAGACAGCCUGUCUCCUCACCUGCUGUUGCCAGAUAGCAUCAGCCAGCUGGAAGAGUUUGGCAGGCAGAAGAAAUGGCACAAGAAGCAGCACAAACAGCACCGCCAGAGGCAGUUCAAUGACCUUUGGGUUCGGAUAGAAGACAGCACCACCACCUUGCCUUCCUAUAUCAGGAUAACCAACGGCUAUAUCACAGUCAAACCUCCCAUCUGGAUUUCAAACCGGCUGGAUCAGAGACCACGUUCAGAGCGCCCUUCCCAGCCUCAGCCUGCAAGCUCAGCCUCAGCCAGCUUUUUAUGGCCAUCAGUAACUUCUCCUCUCUGCAUGGUCAUAGCUUCUUUUCUCCUGAAUCUACUGCAGCCUUCUUGA